Chiroxiphia lanceolata (lance-tailed manakin) is the source of this 6509-nucleotide messenger RNA. RefSeq names its product general transcription factor IIi (gene GTF2I). The record is from RefSeq and is a predicted model, not a curated record. Gene Ontology annotation, molecular function: DNA-binding transcription factor activity. Lineage: Eukaryota; Metazoa; Chordata; Aves; Passeriformes; Pipridae. Gene Ontology annotation, cellular component: nucleus. Bases 135 to 4031 code for a protein of 1298 amino acids. The transcript is spliced from 45 exons.
GGGCCGCGCGGCGCCCGCCGCCCCGACAGCACCGAGAGCUCACGAGGAAGCCGCUGCCGCCCCGGUCUCCCCCGCAGCCCUGCGGCGUCUCCAGCCGGCGGGACCGGGCUGCCCGUGCCCGUGGCGGGAGGAAAAUGGCUCAAGCUACUGCACCAGCAGCAUCCAUCCAUGAUGAGGAAUCCUUAGAAAGCAGAAUGGUCGUUAAAUUUCUCAUGUCAGGACUUGAGUCAAUGUGUAAAGAACUUACCAAGUCCAAGGCAGAAGUUGCCUGUAUUGCUCUGUAUGAAACAGAUGUGUUUGUAGUUGGAACAGAAAAAGGAAGAGCCUUUGUCGACUCUAGGAAAGAUUUUCAGAAGGAUUUUGUUACAUACUGUGUUACAGAAGAGGACAGGGCUGCAAAACUGCAGGAAACGAAGACUACACCAGCUGAAACAGGGGUAAACAAUCUGACAGGGGAUGUUGUAGACCUGGAGACUCUUAGAAAGUCUGUGGAGGACUUUUUCUGCUUUUGCUAUGGUGAAGCUUUAGGAAAGUCAACGAUGGUACCUGUGCCAUAUGAGAAGAUUCAGAGGGACCAGUCUGCUGUGACAGUGCAGGGCCUACCCAAAGGACUUGCGUUUAAAAAUCCAGCAAAUUACGAUGUUUCAACCCUGAAAUGGAUUUUGGAAAACAAGUCAGGGAUCUCGUUUAUUAUCAAAAGGCCUUUCCUAGAACCAGAGGAACACAUAGGAGCUCAUAUGACAGAUGCUUCACAUUCAGUUAUACCUCUGGGUGGAAGUUGUCCUCCUAUUAAAGUGAAGAUGGAGCCAAGCGGAGAUUCUGGAAUUUCUUUGGAAAUGGCAACGGUACCAGUCAAGGGGGAAUCAGAUGAUCCUGACUACCAUAGAUUUAAUAUCCCAGCAGGCCCUUCGAAGACAUCAGACAUGGAUGAAAAAUCUGGUCUUGCAAAAAGUUACACAGCUUCCUCCCAGCAGGACUCGUCAGAAACACGUGAGAAUCCUGAGGUCGAGGUCACUAUUGAAGAUGACGAUGACUAUCUGCCCCCUAACGAGAGACCAAAAGAUGCUCAGUCAACUAAUGGAGCUGACAAUUCUGGGAGAAGAAAAGUGGAAAAGUGCAAUGUUGCUUCCUCCCAGCAGGACUCAUCAGAAACAAGUGAGGAUUCUGAGGUUGAGUUCUCCAAUGAAGAAGAUGAUGACGACUACCUACCCGGUAACGAGAGACCGAAACGCACUAGGUCAACUACUGGAGCUGACAAUUCUGGGAGAAGAAAAGUGGAAGAGUGCAAUGUUGCUUCCUCCCAGCAGGACUCAUCAGAAACAAGUGAGGAUUCUGAAGUUGAGUUCUCCAAUGAAGAAGAUGAUGAUGACUACCUGCCCCCUAACAAGAGACCGAAACGCACUAGGUCAACUAAUGAAGUUGGCAAUUCUGGGAGAAGAAAAGUGGAAAAGUGCAAUGUUGCUUCCUCCCAGCAGGACUCGUCAGAAACAAGUGAGGAUCCUGAGGUUGAGGUCACUCUUGAAGAUGACGACGACUACCUACCCUGUAACGAGAGACCGAAACGCACUAGAUCAACUAAUGAAGCUGGCAGUACUGGUAGAAGAAAAGCGGAAGAGUGCAAUGUUGCUUCCUCCCAGCAGGACUCAUCAGAAACAAGUGAGGAUUCUGAGGUUGAGUUCUCCAGUGAAGAAGAUGAUGACGACUACCUGCCCUGUAACGAGAGACCGAAACGCACUAGGUCAACUACUGGAGCUGACAAUUCUGGGAGAAGAAAAGUGAGAGAGUGCAAUGUUGCUUCCUCCCAGCAGGACUCGUCAGAAACACGUGAGAAUCCUGAGGUCGAGGUCACUAUUGAAGAUGACGAUGACUAUCUGCCCCCUAAUGAGAGACCAGAAAGUGCCCAGUCAACUAAUGGAGCUGACAAUUCUGGGAGAAGAAAAGUGGAAAAGUGCAAUGUUGCUUCCUCCCAGCAGGACUUGUCAGAAACAAGUGAGGGUUCUGAGGUUGAGUUCUCCAGUGAAGAAGACGAUGAUGACUAUAUGCCCUCAUAUAAGAGACGGAAAAGGACCAAGUCGACUAAUGAAGCUGGCAAUUCCGAGAGAAGAAAAGUGGGAGAAUUCAAUUUUGAGAAAUGGAAUGCACGAAUUACAAACUUGAGAAAGCAAGUUGAAGAGCUGUUUGAAAAAAAAUACGCUGAAGCUAUAAAAGCAAAAGGUCGAGUGUCUAUCCCAUACUCACUCUUCCAGUCAACUGCGGAUGACUUACAAGUGGAAGGGCUGCCAGAAGGUGUCCCCUUCAGGCGUCCAUCCACGUACGGCAUUCCCAGGCUGGAGAGGAUACUUCUAGCAAAGGAGAGGAUUAAAUUUGUGAUUAAAAGGGAUGAACUUCUGAAUUCAACAGAUGUUCCAUUGGACAAAACAGCUAAAGGAGUCUCAAAUACAGGAAAAGAGGAGUGGCAUACCAAAGUCACCAAACUGAGAAAGAUGGUAGAUCAACUCUUCUGUAAAAAGUUUGCCAAGGCCUUGGGGAGCAGUGAGCCCAAAGUUGUUCCAUACAAGAAAUUUGAAGCUCAUCCAGCUGACCUCUAUGUUGAAGGGCUGCCAGAAAACAUCCCUUUUAGGAGUCCCUCCUGGUAUGGAAUCCCUUGCCUUGAACAAAUAAUUCAAGUGGGCAAGAGAAUAAAAUUUGUGAUCAAAAAACCAGAGCUGCUAACUCUCACUUCAACCGAAAUUAUUCAGCCCAAGUUGAACCCAAGAGAGAGAGAAGAUUGGAAUGCCAAGAUCACAAGCCUAAGAAACCAAGUAGAAGAGUUAUUUAGUACGAAAUUUGGCCAAGCUCUGGGGAUUUCAGAGACAGUGAAAGUUCCCUAUGCUAUAUUUGAGUCAAAUCCUGCACAUUUGUGCGUUGAAGGCUUGCCAGAUGGAAUCCCCUUCCGGAGUCCCACAUGGUUUGGAAUUCCACGCCUUGAAAGAAUUAUCCGUGCAAGUGACAAAAUCAAAUUUGUUAUUAAAAAGCCCGAGCUUCUCAAUUCCUAUUUGUCUCGAAAACUGGCUAAUAAAAAAUACACAAAAGCAAAGAGUCCAGGGAGUUCCAAAAGGUCGCGAAGUCCUGCACGCAAUUCAAAUGUCCCAGAGAUUGAAGUUACUGUUGAUGGAAGUCCUGAUAAAACACAAACAACAAGGACUCAAACUAAUUCUCAAACCAAUGGCUCCAAUAUAAGUUUCAAGCCACAAGGAAAAGACUUCUCUUUUCAGGCAUGGAAUGCCAAAAUUAGUGACUUAAAGCAGAGAGUCGAAGAUCUUUUUAAUGAAAAAUGUGGGGAAGCGCUAGGACUCAGUAAACCAGUGAAGGUGCCAUUUUCACUGUUUGAAUCCUUCCCGGAUGUUUUCUACGUGGAAGGACUACCUGAGGGGGUACCUUUCCGCCAACCUUCAACUUUUGGAAUUCCAAGACUAGAGAAGAUCCUGAGAAACAAAUCUAAAAUAAAAUUCAUUAUUAAAAAGCCUGAGAUGUUGGAGGCAGCUGUUAAAGAAAGUUCUGCUAGAAGCCCCUCAAAUGAUGAAAGUGAGCGACCGUCAAAAGUAGAAAAGACCAGACAAUUGAGAGAGCAAGUAAAUGAUCUUUUUAGCCAGAAAUUUGGUGAAGCCACUGGUAUGAAUUUUCCUGUGAAAGUUCCAUACAGAAAAAUCACUACCAACCCUGGGUGUGUGGUGGUGGAGGGGUUGCCUCCCGGCGUGGCGUUUAAAGCGCCCAGUUAUCUGGAAAUCAGCUCGAUGGAGAAGAUUUUGGAAUCAGCAGAACUUAUCAAGUUUACUGUCGUUCGACCAUUUCCAGGACUUGUGAUUAACAAUCAUCUGAUGGAAAAAGCUGAAGCAGAAGCAUCACCAACAGCAGCAGCCCCAGGACUACCAGAGCCAGCUGAAACAAGCGGAAUAGAAGUAUCUCUAGGAGAUAAUACAGAAAAAGAAGAAAAUUCUCAAAUAAAACAAGAACCACACCCAAUAAAGCAAGAACCAGACCCAAUGUCGUAGACAUCAUCAAUACCAGAAGCAUCCGGUUCUGAGAAGAGCCUGCUGGGCCUGUCUAGAGCUGUGUAAUAUAACUGUAUAAGAAAAGUAUCUUCAAUUCAAACCCUUUUGUAUAAGAGAAAUACCUUCUAUACAAACCUUUUUGUAUUUUUAAAUAUAAAUGUGUACUUUUUCAGCAGUUCUGUGAAUUGACUUAAAGCGAGAAAUGACUGUAGAUUUGGAAUGGCUGGUUUUACUUUGGAAUAUAUUUUAAGGACUAAAUACGAUGCAGCAAUGCUGGGGAGAUGAUAGGGAUUAAAAUGAUUACAGACUUAGCUGAGGCUGUCUACAUUUCUCAGUACAGCUGAAUUUCACCAUACCUGAAUGCAUCUCAGCUUUUUUAAUGAGGAAAAAUUUCUGUAAAGAGUUCACUAUUUUUACUUUGGAAGAAAAAAAAAAAUCAUUCAUUUUCAGUUACUAUUUUAAUGGUUGAUUGGACAAUAGUAUCUGCAUAUUUGAACUAAUUUUUCCUGUCAUACCUGUCACAAUUUAUAUGUUUUUCCUAAAUAAAAGAUAAACUGGUUCAUUUGAUGAUUAGUCCUCAUUAAUGAGAUGGACUGUGAAAUGGUCAGUAUUUCGGUGUUAAACCUUGUUAUAGUUUCUUCCAUUAAUUCAAAGUAGUAAGUGUAUGUUUUAUCAGAGUAUCACAAGUUUAUAUAUGAUGGGUUUGGUCUUGCAGUCCUACUGUAGGCAAUAGUCCUGUGGAUCUGUGUGAGAGCUUUUCUGAAGGCUGUGGGGAUGCCUUUCUGUUUAUCUAGAACUAGUUAUGGAAACGUGCUACAAGCUGCUGUUAAGUCCUACUAUGUCAAAAACUCAGGAUAUUCUGUGAUUCUGUGACUACAACAAUCAGUUGAAGUCCCCUGUAGUCCCGGUUACGCCCCACAUCAUGUAAGAGACUAAUGUACUUUUUUUUUUUUAAAGUUUCACAAGCCAUAAGACAUGUACAGUUCUGGCUAUAUGAUAAUCUCUAGAGAUGCAAGUUAUUCUAAAGGUUUCUCUUUUACUUAGGAUGACUGCAUUUUAUGCACAAAUGGUAAACUUUAUUCCCUGAUGAAGAAAUAAAGACUUUCCUGAUGGUUUUCAUGACUGUCCAUGCAGUAUACAUUUAUGUAUUUUACAGCAAGUCCUAGCAGUAAUUCUGUAGGCAGGUAGAACAUGCUGCAGCACAGUUCCUUCCUUCCAGCAAAGAGGUAAGGUCCUGUCAUGCCUUUGAGAUAGAAAUCCAGCUCUGGGUGGGUGAGGUGGUUGUAUCUUCAAGGAAAAUUUUGAAGCCUUAAAUUCAUUUGAGUAGAGUGUCUAUUCCCUGGAAGCAAUCUGAAAUGCAGCAGAUAAAUUCAGAGCAGCACAUGCUUGUGUUUUCACAAUUGCUCCAUGCAGAUCUAGGUGCUCCCACUCAAUUCUGGGACCUUGUGCUGGUGAUGUCAGAGGGGAGCAAGGUUGGCUUUGUGCUGAGGCAUUUUGAAAACACACAUCCUGUCCGACCUUCCUGCUCUCCAGCUGGUGGUGACUAGUGCUGAGCUGCCUUCCUGCCUCAGCAGACAGCCCCUCCCAGCCCCAUGGAACGAGCCCCUUGGUGCACCUUGUCUGCUAACCCAGCCUAUGGGUACUCUCCACAUUGUAACCACUAACACAUUUGCCUGCUGAUGACUCAAACAGACAGGCUCAGUUAAUGAACCUGCAGCAAUAGGUCAGGAUCAAGUUUCACACUUGCUGCUGGACAUGUUCAGAAUGAGGAAAUGAGCUAAUGCAGCUUUCUCUGGGUUUCAGCUGGUCUUGACUUCCCCUUCUAAAAAAGCAGAAGGACAGUCCAUCCCUUCUUCACACACUGCCCUCUUUAGGAGGCAUGUUUUGCACAGCUGCCUGUGGAGCAAGGCUGUGUAUUGCUGAUGGAGUUUAAGUGUUUACUCAAAAUGAGGGCAAGGUAUCACAGCAAAGCAACCGGGAAAAUAAAUAAUUCCAGGAUAUUGCCUUGUCAAGUGUAUAAUAGCAGAGUGGUCCUCCUACAACUUUGUAUGAAAGAAAAAUUAGGUGAAAGGGGAUGCAGUGAUUUUACUGGAAGGACUAAAGUCCUUAUGUGAUGCAGGGAGUUGGAGUGGUGGUGUGCAUCGUGUGGCCUGCUGCUGGGCAUGCAGUAAUGCUGAUGGGUGUGUUGGCACUCAACGCUGAAGGCUCAUUUUGGUCUCAGACAUUUUGAGUUACAUCCGGUAGAGGUAAAUUAGACUGACAAAAUAAUUGCACCAAUAUUUAUACCUUCCAAAUAUCAAUUUUAUAUUAAGAAAUUACCUACCUCUAAUCCUAACAGCAGACUUUGAAGAUGUUGACUGUGAAAAUCUCACUCAUUUUCAAACACAUGAGAUAUGUCACUCUUUAGGUGUUGAGUGAUAAUGCCCUAAAAAGCCCUGGUUGUACUAAUAAACAAACAAAUAAAUAAAAUUGCAACCA